Sphaeramia orbicularis (orbiculate cardinalfish) is the source of this 857-nucleotide messenger RNA. RefSeq names its product sulfotransferase family cytosolic 2B member 1-like. NCBI's taxonomy places the organism in Eukaryota, Metazoa, Chordata, Actinopteri, Kurtiformes, Apogonidae. The transcript is spliced from 5 exons. The record is from RefSeq and is a predicted model, not a curated record. Gene Ontology annotation, molecular function: sulfotransferase activity. Bases 342 to 857 code for a protein of 171 amino acids.
CCAGUAUUGAGGGUUCUGGUUUAGACCCAGUUUAUUUCAUUUUACUGUAAACCAUGACUGAAGCAGAGUUAUACACCGUCUACAAAGGCGUCUAUGUACCUACACACUUACAUCCUGCAGAGAGCCUCAAGUUUUACGAGGAGUUUUCUUUCCGUCCAGAUGACAUUAUUAUCGUCACGUAUCCAAAGUCAGGCACAACUUGGAUGCAAGAACUUGUGCCACUCAUUAUGAGUGGAGGCGAUCCAGCCUCUGUGGAGACUCUUCCAAACUGGGAUUGAGUCCCCUGGUUGGAGGUGCACCGGGCCUAUAUACUUAACCUCGAGGAGCGGCCAUCACCUCGGAUGUUUGCUACACAUUUCCACUACAACAUGAUGCCCACGUCCUUCUUUAAAGUUAAACCUAAGGUCCUCUAUGUCAUGAGGAACCCCAAAGAUGUAUUUACGUCGUCUUUUCACUAUUAUGGGAUGGCUUCCUACUUGGUCAAACCCGGUUCCCAGACAGAGUUCCUGCACAAGUUCCUUGAGGGAAAAGUGGUAUUUGGCUCCUGGUUUGAUCACGUUAAAGGCUGGAUUAAUGCAGAGGAUAAAGACAGAAUAAUGUUCAUCUCCUAUGAAGAAAUGAUCAUGGACCUGAAGGACUCUGUGACCAGAAUGGCAACAUUCUUGGAGAAACCUUUGGAAGACGCAGUGAUAGAGAAGAUCGCAGACAGAUGUGUGUUCAAGAACAUGAAGAAGAACAAAAUGUCAAACUAUUCAUUGGUUCCUUCUGAAUUCAUGGACCAGAAAAAGUCUGAAUUUCUCAGGAAAGGUGUGUUUUGCUUUAAUGACGUGCACACUGUUGACUGUAAAUUCUAUUAG